AUGGCAGUCCCCAGCACGAAAAGGUCUUUUCUAUUUCAAUUCUUCGUGAUCAUCAUCUUGUUAUUGGUAAAAAUUAGAGUGUUGAGGGCUUUAUCUUUCAACCUCUCCAGUUUCCGUUCUAAUGGGGAAAACAUGACAUACCAGACAGCUUACCCACAAAACCAAGUAAUUCUGCUUGCCUCAGGAACUGGCAUGGUUGGCCGGGCGACAUAUUAUAAACCUCUGCACCUUUGGGACAAUGCCACUGGAAAUCUCACAGACUUUACCACCCGUUUCACUUUUGUCAUCGAUUCUCAAAAUAGAAGUACUUAUGGAGAUGGGUUGGCCUUCUUUUUGGCGCCUCAGGGUUCAAUGAUUCCGGUGAACGCAACGAGAGGAGGAUCUUUUGGUCUUGCAAAUGAUGAUGAGCGAUUAAAUUCAACAUCCAAUCCGUUUGUUGCAAUUGAGUUUGAUAUUUAUGAAAAUUACUAUGAUCCGCCCGGCGUCCCUGAACAUGUAGGUAUCGACAUCAACUCUUUGCAUUCUUUGAAAACUGUGCCAUGGUGGAGUGAUGUCAAGGGUGGAAGAAGGAACGAGGCAUGGAUCAAUUAUAAUUCUAGUACAAAGAAUUUGACAGUUGAAUUCACUGGUUUUAGAAAUGGUACCAUUGUGAAGCAGUACCUCGAUUAUAAAGUCGAUUUGAGGCUUUAUUUACCUGAGUUUGUAACUUUCGGUUUCUCAGGAGCAACUGGAAAUGCAACUGCAACUCAUACAAUUAACUCGUGGGAGUUCAGAUCAAGCUUAGAAGACAGUGAUUCAACUAAUACAGGAAUAGCGGUAAACCCAAAUCUUUCUGCAGGUAGGAAGAGCAGCAAAACAGGACUGGGAGUGGGAUUGGGUAUUGGUGGCAUAGUUAUUUCAAUUAUUUUAUUAGACUAUCUCACCAUUUUAGUAAAGUGA
This is a messenger RNA of Mangifera indica (mango), 939 nucleotides long. RefSeq names its product anti-H(O) lectin 1-like. The record is from RefSeq and is a predicted model, not a curated record. Gene Ontology annotation, molecular function: carbohydrate binding. Bases 1 to 939 code for a protein of 312 amino acids. Lineage: Eukaryota; Viridiplantae; Streptophyta; Magnoliopsida; Sapindales; Anacardiaceae. The transcript has a single exon.